AUGAUCAUGAAAUUUGUGUCUGUUUAUUUUGACGUAAAUAAUGGAGCUGUCAACAAUAUGUCGUUGAUAUCUUUUUGUGCAUACUUGUUAGAUCCCGCUACAUUAAUGUUUGGACCAUGGAUUUCAUUUCGCCAGUUCCGUGAUUCAUUGGAGGAGGGAGCUUUAAAGGAUGUUGUCGCUGACGGGUUUCGUGGUUUGGUUAUUUUACUGAUAUCGUUCGUUUUUGCAUUUUUUUCAACUUGUGCCACCGAAGUUUUGUUCCCCGACUUUUGGUUUUUGACGGCAUUUGGUACCGCACAGUCAUUUCGCUUUAGCCACUAUUUCGUUGGAGCGUUAUCACAUGGCAUUAUGAUUAUUUCCGGUAGUGACUGCGGAUAUAUCUCCAGAUGGUGGCGAGUUGAAUUUCCACGCUCACUUGUUGACGUGGUAGUUUCAUGGGAUUUGCCUAUGCAUAGAUUUUUAAGAAAAUAUGUAUUUGGUGAAGUACGGCACAAAGGAGCUGGAUUUGCAGUUUUCGUCACAUAUGUAGUCAGUUCUCUGCUCCACGGUAUUAAUUUCCAGUUAUCAGCUAUAUUGCUAUCGCUUGGGUUGCACACCUUUGUCGAGACAAGUAAUUCCGUCUAAAC
Molecule: messenger RNA, 626 nt
Organism: Enterobius vermicularis (human pinworm)
Lineage: Eukaryota; Metazoa; Nematoda; Chromadorea; Rhabditida; Oxyuridae
Source: the annotation of a GenBank genome assembly